CAAAGUUCGCAAACUUUGACUUCAAUACAUUUUCAUACUCUGUGCUUUUGCGACAUAACCCCCACCCCCACCGGCCACCGGCCAACUCACUCCCCCUCCAACUUAUAUCUCCUACCUUCUCUAACCAAUUCCCUUCCCGCAACCAAAAUGGUGAAAGCCGGGAAAUGGUUCCGGGGACUCCUCGGCCUCGGAAAAUCCGAACACCCCGCCAGCCCGGACCCGAAACCGCCCAAGAGGCGAUGGAGCUUCGUGAAAUCCAACAAGGACACCCACCGGGCGCCGCCGCAGCCGCAGCAGAAGUCUCCCGUCGCGGUUGACAGGCUCGCCGAAAACGGAGACUCUGAUCCGGCCAAACAUGCCGUCGCGGUGGCUGCGGCGACAGCGAAGGUGGCCGAGGCAGCUAUCGCCGCUGCUCAGGCGGCCGCGGCGGUGGUGCAGCUGACGAGCAGCGGGAGGUCCUCUGCCGGCGUGAACUCCGGUAAGCGGAGCGGGUGUACGACAAAUUCAACGGCGUGCGUUAACCGAAACGGCGCAACUUACGGGGUCCGCGAAGUUCUCGCGGCGGUUAAGAUCCAAUCUCACUUCCGAGCUUAUUUGUCAAGGAGAGCAUUAAGAGCAUUGAAGGCACUAGUGAGGCUGCAGGCAGUGGUUAAAGGUUACCUUGUAAGGAAGCAUACGGCGGAGUACCUGCGAGGCCUUCAGGCAUUAGUCCGAGCCCAAUCCCGAGCUCGUUCUUCUCUUAAGACUUCUGAAUCGCCUCAAUCCAGUUCUAAAUCUGUUCAGUUUCAUCAUCCUGGGCCACCCACUCCAGAGAAGUAUGAACAAAGCUUUAGAACGAGGAAUGUACAAAAUGAGGAUCAAACUGCUCUCAAGAGAAAUCAUUCGAGGAGGAGAGUAACGGGUGAGAAGGACAGAAUGCGAUCUAACCGUCUGGACUAUAGGAUGGAUCCAUGGACCUUCGAACACCACAGAGGGUCUUCAAGGUCGGGCCCAAUCGAUGACUGGAAAACAGACAAGAUUCUUGAAAUGGACACGGCGGGAAACCCCAAACCAAGAAACCUCUUCCACAGCUCUCAUCUCAGCUUAGUCUCCGACCAAUACAGUCUCUACAGCACCACAUCAAAGGACUCCACGGCCCACCAAAUCGUCCAUAGCCCGUCUUACUGCGAGGCCCAAUCCGUAAGCCCACACAAGUUCGAUGAAAGUUGUUUCUGCACUGCUGACAACAGCCCACAAUACUACUCUGCCUCAUCCAAAGGUGGUGGUGGGAAUGGUUUGAGGGUAGGACCCUUCACUCCUUCCAAGAGUGAUUCUACAAGAAGCGUCCUAAGUGGUUACUCUGACCACCCGAACUACAUGUCCUACACAAAGUCAGCUAAAGCUAAGAUGAGGUCUUUCAGUGCCCCUAAACAAAGGCCUCACCAGUACGAGCGGUCUAGCUCGACGAAGCGUUACUCUAUCCACGGGUAUGGUGGCGGUGGUGAGCUUAGAACAAACUCACAACGGGCCCAGGCAUAUCCAGGCUCAGGCCGGCUGGACAGCCUUGGAAUGCCAGUUGUUAGAGACCGAGUCGGGUUCAGCGAUGGUGGCGUUUGGCAUAGAUAUUAGGCUGUUUUGAACGGUUUACCAAUGCUAACUUAUUUGUGUAGCUAUGAAGGGUCCAUUUUAAUUAGUUGUUGGGAAUCAGUAAAAAGCUACUCUACGCUUGAUAAUUGUAACAUGAAAGUCUAGAAUCUCUACUUCAUUCACUGAAAUGUUUAUAUGCGAAAUCCAGCUCUUUUAUUUUUUCAUUCACUUUUUGC
Molecule: messenger RNA, 1802 nt
Organism: Cuscuta epithymum
Lineage: Eukaryota; Viridiplantae; Streptophyta; Magnoliopsida; Solanales; Convolvulaceae
Source: the annotation of a GenBank genome assembly